Molecule: messenger RNA, 2325 nt
Organism: Talpa occidentalis (Iberian mole)
Lineage: Eukaryota; Metazoa; Chordata; Mammalia; Eulipotyphla; Talpidae
Gene: TRIM65
Product: tripartite motif containing 65
Exons: 6
Coding region: 1-1395 (464 amino acids)
Biological process (GO): positive regulation of autophagy
Molecular function (GO): protein binding
Source: RefSeq, a predicted model, not a curated record
AUGGCGGCGCAGCAGCUGGAGGAGCGGCUGAGCUGCGCCAUCUGCCUGGGCCUCUUCCGCGAGCCGACCCAGCUGAGAGCAAGCCUGGAAGUCACCCAGCAGCAGACGGCCGAGGCCGAGAGCCAGCUCCAGGAGCUGCAGCAGCGAAGCAGCCAGAUCCAGAGCUCGGCCUGCACCAUGGCCUCCAUGGUCUCCAGCAAGGUCACCAGCCUGCUGCAGGCGCUGAAGAGAUGGGAGACUUGGGCGCUGGAGGACAUCGAGGUGGCCAAGACGCAGGCGCUGGCGCAGGUACAGGAGGAGGAGCAGCGUGUGCGGGGCCACCUGGAGGCCCUGGCUCGCUAUGACCGCAGGGCCCGGGACCUUCUGGAGGAGUCGGAUGACCAGACCUUGUACCAGGAAUUGCAGCUCCUUGUGCAUCCGGGGCCUCUCGGGCCACUGUCUCCCCUGCAGUGGGACGAAGAGCAGCACGUGGGUGGCCUGAAGGAAAUGCUGAAUCAGCCGUGUGGCCGCCUCCUGACCGAGGCCAGCAGCCCCAGGGUCCCAGCUGAGCCUGCAGACAUGCUCUCCAGCAAGGCCCCAGGUCCCCCUGCACCAGUCCGGAGCCCGGUCUGUCCACUGAGGAGGAAACUCUGGCAGAAUUAUCGCAACCUGACCUUCGAUCCAGACAGCGCCAACCGCCAUUUCUACCUGUCCCGACAGGCCCAGCAGGUGAAGCACUGCCAGAAGCCGCAGGGCGCGGCCGGGCCAGGCAGCUUCGAGCUCUGGCAGGUGCGGUGUGCCCAGAGCUUCCACGCCGGGCGCCACUACUGGGAGGUGCAGUUGUCCAACCACUCGGUGACGCUGGGCGUCGCCUACCCAGACCUGGCCCGCCGCAAGCUGGAGACCCACACAGACAACAUCGGCCGCGGGCCCAGCUCCUGGGGGCUGUGCAUUCAGGAGGACCGAACCCAGGCCUGGCACGACGGCAAGGCCAAGUACCUCCCGCGGGUGUCAGGGCGGCUCCUGGGCGUGGACGUGGACCUGACCUCCGGCUCCCUCACUUUCUACAGCCUGGAGCCCAAGACCCAGCCCCUACACACCUUCCACACUGUCUUCACGCAGCCCCUCUACCCUGUCUUUUGGCUACUCGAGGGUCGGACCCUGACCCUCUGUCACCAGCCCGAGGCCAAGCUCCCUGCAGAGCUCCAGGAUGAGGCUGUGAAGGAAGGCACGGAACCUGGUGGCGCUGUGGGCCCGGCACAGGUGCCACCAAACCCGGGUGCCGAAGAGCUGCCCCAGCCCCUGACCUGCGCACCUGAGGCCACGGCUCCAACGGGAAUCGCCUCCACGACCAGCGCAGCGCCUGGGAGCCCUGGUGCUCCGGAAGAGGGCGCGGCAGAGUGUGUGGCAAAGUGAUUGUCCAGUCAGCUCUGUGCAGCCCGCAGACACAAGGGGGCUGUGGAGACCACUGAGGAGUCCUGGGGAAAUUUGAUACUGGUCUUCCCCCUCCUCAUCUUAGUCUGUUUUCUUGUCCUUUUUUUUUUUAACCUUAACAUUUUGAUAUAUUUUAAUUUGUUUUUACAUUGCACAGCCUUUUGAUGGCAGAAAAGACCAUUUAUACAAUGCAUUUUUUUUUAAUUUUUUUAAGAAGUGGGGUAUUUUUUUUUUAAUUUUUUUAAGAAGUGGGGUAUAGGCCAGAGUUGCAGGGGGUGAGAAGAUUCACCAGAGAGAGCAGGGGGCAGAACAGGCAUAUGCACCGAAAUCCACUGCUGAGGGGAGCAGCGGGUGAGGCAGGAGAGGUCUGCUGCGCCAUGUGGGUGGCUCCCUGGCCAGCUGGGGAUUGAACUCGCACUGCAAAGGCCAUGGACAGCUUCACGGCCGUGUGCUCAACCCCUUGUGCAUUUUUUGAUUUAAUAAACAUUUUUCAUGUCAUUAAAAAUUUUCCCAGACUGAUCAUGUUAUAAGCAACCCUUCCAACGUUGAUCAGAAUGAGUAGCCACGAAUGACGUUCAAAUUCUUUGAUUUGGGGCUAUCAAAACAUUGUUGCAAGAGAUGUGUAACAGGACUCUUUAGCCAUAUUUAUGGCUGUGGACUUGGGCUAAAUUACCUAAAGUGUAAAAUAAAAAAAAAAAAACACCUUUUUAAAUUUUUAUUUUUUUUAAAGACUUAUUUAUGGAUGCAUACAAGAACUGGGGUGCAGGCCAGAGGUGCAGGGGUGAGAGGAUUCACCAGAGACAGAGCAGGGAACAGAACAGGCAGAUGGACCGAAGUAUACUGCUGCGGGGAGCAGCAGGCGAGACAGGAGAGGUCUGCUGCACCGUGUGGGUAGCUCCCUGGCCGGGGAUC